GAACCAAAACACAUUUGGGAAGAUGUUUAGAGUGUGCAGUCUACUUGUGGUCCUUCUGAGCCUGAGUUAUCUAUCUGAAGCCAGUAAAGACUCCUAUAAACUUGUGAAUGUAACUUCUAAAUAUCUAUUACAUAAUGGCAACUCAUUAUAUUAUAUUGACGAAAGGAGUGAGAAUUGGUAUGUGGCCCGUAAAUCCUGCGAAAGCAUGGGCUUCAACCUCAUUUCGUUUGAGACAAUAGAGGAAUUCAACGCAAUUAACCGGUUUAUGGAUGCUACGGGAGCGACCAAAGGCUACUGGACAUCUGGAACUGACUUUAUACAUCUUGGGCAUCAUGCAUGGUUUCCAAAUGGUAUUUCCGUUCCAUCGGAGCUUUGGGGUGUCUCACAGCCAGACAAUAAGAACGGACAGGAGCAUUGCGACUCAUUCAGAUAUAGGGGUACCUAUAAAAUGAAUGAUGAGCCUUGUACGGUCAAGUAUUUUUAUGUAUGUGAGCUCAACUUGACUCCUUAACAAUUUAAAGGAAACCAGAUUGCAAUGAAUAAAAAACCAUAAAAAUA
Drosophila kikkawai is the source of this 558-nucleotide messenger RNA. RefSeq names its product C-type lectin 37Da-like. The record is from RefSeq and is a predicted model, not a curated record. NCBI's taxonomy places the organism in Eukaryota, Metazoa, Arthropoda, Insecta, Diptera, Drosophilidae. Gene Ontology annotation, molecular function: carbohydrate binding. Gene Ontology annotation, cellular component: external side of plasma membrane. Gene Ontology annotation, biological process: biological process involved in interspecies interaction between organisms.